Messenger RNA from Prunus armeniaca (apricot), 636 nucleotides. NCBI's taxonomy places the organism in Eukaryota, Viridiplantae, Streptophyta, Magnoliopsida, Rosales, Rosaceae. The record is from the annotation of a GenBank genome assembly.
AUGAAAGACAGGACACUUGUGGAAUCUGAGUUCGUGUAUGAACAAGAGACCCAUCUCACCGUUUCCAAAACCUCCGUCUUCUUCUCCGGCGACGGCUUCAUUGUCUAUGGCUGCAAAGGCGAGGUCGUCCUCCGGGUCGACACGUACGCUCAGGACGCGCGUGACAGCUGCGAACUCGUUCUCAUGGACCCCAACGGCCGCUGCCUCCUCACUGUUCGCCGCAAGCGACCGAGUCUGCAUCAACGGUGGGAAGGGUUUGUGGGGGAGCGAACAGAAGGCCAGAAGCACAUCUUCAGCGUGCGGAGAUCUUCCAUGAUCGGAAGGUCCACAGUGACCGUGGAGGUUUUGGGAGACCCAGGCGAGGAGUACCAGAUCGAGGGCUCAUUCUUGCAGCGGUCCUGCACGAUCUUCGACGCGGAGAAGAAAUUAGUGGCUGAGAUUAAACGCAAAGUUGACGCCUCCACGCACACGAUGCUCGGGAAGGACGUCUUCGCUCUCUGCGUCAAGCCCGGCUUCGACGCGGCGUUUGCCAUGGGAUUGGUGCUCGUUCUCGAUCAGAUCAACGCUGACGAUCAGAUCAACGUUGAUGAUUAUGGUGAUGAUGGGGUUGUGGUGGACCCCACCUCAGAGGUUUAG